Molecule: messenger RNA, 2699 nt
Organism: Cucurbita maxima (winter squash)
Lineage: Eukaryota; Viridiplantae; Streptophyta; Magnoliopsida; Cucurbitales; Cucurbitaceae
Exons: 7
Coding region: 303-2618 (771 amino acids)
Source: RefSeq, a predicted model, not a curated record
CCCGCCAGACGAAUUGGCGCGAAUCUGAAUCUCGUCUCUUCUAAUAUUUCUUCUGUUGGUAGAACUAGCCCUAGAUCUCUCUCCCGCCUUUUUUCUGUCACUGGAUUGCCCUGUUUCGCCUUCUGCUCGUUGAUCCCCUUCCUCCUCCGUCGUCUGUCAGCCUCGACGCCAGCGAUUGAAAGAGUCCGAUCACUGAAUCAUGCUGUCUUGAUGAAUUUAUUGCUACCAUUACUUAAUAACUAUUUUUCACGGCAGGAGAAGCAUUAUCUCUGUUCAGCGAGGGGAAGAAUUAUACUUAUCGAAUGGAAUUAAGAAGUUUCAGUCAUUUGCAUUAUAUCAAUGUCACUAAAGGUGGUGCGAUGUCAAAAGUUCUAAACGUCAACUCCCAUGGAAAGCCUGCAGUCGUAUUUAAGAAGCUUACUGACAUAUAUGAAUCUAUAGAUGACAAGACUCAAGAAUCACUUCCAAGACGAUGGUCGAGGGAAGGUUUGGAAGAAAAUAUUCCUGAUGAAUGUGAGUUUAAGGUGGAAACCCAAGUUCUUUACGCAGAAAGAAAACUAUUCAAUAAUGAGCCCGAAGUUUCUGAUUCUGACAGUAAGGGUGAUACCGAUGGGCAAAAGAGUGAUGUAGAAGUUGAUAGCAUGACUUUAAAGCAGAUAACAGAAGGCUGCAAGAAAAGAAAGUUGAGGCAGUCGAGAUCCGUUGACUCAAGUAAGGAAAAACUGAGGACAUGUUCCAGACGAGAACUAGAUCAUGCAUGCUUGUUAUCUGACGAGGAUGAUAGUGAUCUUAAUGUAGCUCUUAACAUCUGGAAAUCCAAACUUUCUAAACGUAGAAAAUUGAAAACCAAAUGUGACGAAAGCAGAAUAUCUACUAGUUCACAUUGCGGCCAAACAAUUGGAAAUUCUGACCCGAUCAACAGUGAUCAAGAUCUCCAUCCAUCUGGUUCAGAUCUACCCGUUCCAGUAGACAUUAAAGUUGAAACUCCUGAACCCGAUGUGUCAGAAAUCCAAAGCACAAACUAUAAAAUUGAUGAGUGGUCUCUAUUUUGUGAUGAAAAUAUAAACUCGUGUCUGAAACACGGGCCUAAUGGAGCUGAUGAAUCAAUUUUUUAUCCGAAGUUGACAACAUCUGAGAAAGAAGCUGAAUAUUGUGUUCUAAACAGUGCAUGUCAUGAAUAUUUGGAAGAUGAUGAACCCAAAACUCUUCAGAUGGUAGGGGAAUCUAGCAACGAGUGGAUGUAUGAAGAUAACCUGGAGGAGCAUAAACCCCAUUAUUCAGAUUUUCCUGCAUCAGAGAGCCUGGAGGGGCAAUGUACCCCAGGUUAUAUAUCCAAUUACAGCAUGUCAGAAGCCAUUUCCUCGACUAAGGAACAGCUCUCUGGCACUUAUAUUACAAACGAGGUCAUAUUUCAGAAUAAUAGUGAAGAUAUGUCUGAAGCAAUUGCCCCGACCGAGGAACAGUGCUGUGACACUUAUAUUUCACAAUGUAUACCCUUUACACACGAUGUCAUAUGUCUGAAUAAUCUGAAUAGCCUCAAAGUCCAAGAGACGAGUCCUGAAGCUGAAGUAUGUUUAACUGAGAUCAGUUAUAAAGACAAGUUGGCAUUUGUUCAUGAAAAAGGUACUCCAACAGAAUCUAACAGUAAUUGUAACUUGCGCCCUGAUCAUGGAAAAAGAAUUUCAACAAAUUCUAUCAGUGAUGGUAACUUGAGUCCUGAUCAGCAUUUGAUAUCUACUGGCGAAUGUCCAGCUACGGAGAGACAACCACAAAUGUCUAAUUAUUAUGAUUCAGAAAGGAAUACUCCACCAGAUUUUCAUCUUGAUGGUUCUUUGGACAAAUUUUAUCAAACUGAAGAACCUAAACGUCAUCCAACAAGGCUGCUGUUAAAGAGGACAUCCAUUUCUCCAACAUCUCAGAAAAGAUUGUCGAAGGGUAUGAGGUCUAUGCAGUUACAUGACAAAGAAUACAAAACAUGUAGUGGCAAACCAUAUUUCAACCAAAUCAAGUACAGGGAUGGCUCAGCUGAAGAGUGUGACCAGAUGAAGAUAGUGCAUUCGGAUACAUAUCAUAAGCAAAAGAUUAGGAAAUCAAAGAAGAGAAGUCUUCACUCAGCGAGCACCACUGUAGUUCCUCAAGCUAGCAUGAGAAGCACUGCUGUCCAAAAUUGUUCAGACAGUGCAAUUGCAUUCACACAAAGGCAGAUGCAGGACAUAGAAUGUCUUGCUCUGAAACUUACAAAUCAGUUAACGUCAAUGAAAGCAAUUGUUGACGACAGACUUCAUGUUGAAGGAAACCAAGCUACAAGUUUCAAGUUUAACACGGAUGAGGUGCGAACGGCCGUUGCAGACGCCACGAAAGCAGAAGCGCAAGCAAGAAAAUGGCUUUCCAUAAUGUCGAGGGACUGCAGCCGCUUUUGUAAAAUAAUGAAAACAACCGAGCAUGGUUCAAAUGUUUCUUCUCUAACUGCAAUCCAGAAGUUGAAGAGGAAGAUUACAUUUGCUGAUGAAGCUGGUGGAAAGCUUUGUGAAGUUAGGUUGAUCGAGGACGGCAUCAAUGGUAGGUUUGAAUGUUUAGAAAUGGUAUCAGAGUCAAACAUCAAAUUGAUGUGCGAGUGAGGACGAUGGACUCUCGAAAGGAGGUAAAUUGUGAGAUCCCGUAUUGAAGUGGUAGACCGGUUUUAAAACUUAUAGGAUUAC